AUGACAACGUUUGACUUCUCGGAUGUAGAGGCGUUUUUGGAUUGCCACCCAGAUCUCUUCGAGCAGUAUCUCGUUCGAAAGGCAAAAUGUGAUCAAGUUAGCAGAUGGUUGAAAGAGCAUCAGCCGUCGAAACAAGUGUCCACAGCCGAGGAGAAGCGCGGCGCUGCCAGGGACCCGCUGUGGCCGACCAACUCAGACGGGCUCCGGCGCAGAUCGUCCCACAUGGAGCUGCGAAGGAACUUCGCCCGCUCCAAAGCCACCACCGCACACCGAACCUACGACGAGCAUGUGAGCCUGAGCGAACACGAGUCCCAGUCCAGCAUGAGGCGCCGUGCGCUCCUGCGUAAAGCCAGUUCCUUGCCUCCGACCACCGCGCACAUCCUGAGCGCCCUGCUGGAGUCCAGGGUCAACGUGCCCCAGUACGCGUCCAGCGCCAUCGACUACAAAUACAGACUUAAAGAAACCAACGAGAGGGAGUUUUUCUUGGAGUUAGUAAAGGAUAUCUCCAAUGAUUUGGACCUAACAAACCUCAGUUAUAAGAUCCUGAUCAAUGUGUGUAUUCUGGUGGAUGCAGACAGGUGUUCGCUUUUCCUUGUGGAGGGACCCGCACACAAAAGGACACUGGUGUCCAAAUUCUUUGAUGUGCACUCUGGCACCACUGUCAGACCAUCAUCCAGCACCCUGAACUCCAAUGAAGUGCAGGUGCCGUGGGGAAAGGGAAUCAUUGGAUAUGUGGCAGAGCAUGGGGAAACUGUAAACAUCCCAAACGCAUAUGAGGACCACCGCUUCAGUGAUGAGAUAGACAAGUUAACCGGCUACAAGACUCAGUCCAUCCUCUGUAUGGCCAUCUGUAACAGUGAUGGAGAAGUCAUAGGUGUUGUACAAGCAAUCAACAAAAAUCCCAUGGGCACCCCCUUUACCGAGGACGAUGAGAAGGUACUGCAGAUGUAUCUACCCUUCUGUGGAAUAUCAAUUUCCAAUGCCAAGUUGUUUUCGGAGUCUCGCAAGGAGUAUGAAAGGAGUAGGGCUCUGCUGGAGGUGGUCAACGACCUGUUUGAGGAGCAGACCGACUUGGAGAAGAUUGUUAGGAAGAUCAUGCAGCGAGCGCUGACGCUGCUGCAGUGUGAACGCUGCUCUGUGCUUCUACUUGAAGACAUUGACUCACCUGUGGUGAAGUUCUCCAAGACAUUUGAGCUCAUGUCUCACCUGUGCAACAUGGACCAUGACAUCAGCAUGGAGAAGCUAUCGUGUUCCGAUUGGCUAAUCAAUAACAGCAUUGCUGAGCUGGUGGCUUCCACAGGACUGCCUGUUAACAUCAGUGAUGUGUGUCAGGACCCACGCUUUGAUGCUGAGGCGGACCAGGCCUCUGGGUUCCACAUCAGAUCAGUUUUAUGUGUCCCUAUCUGGAAUCGAACUCACCAGAUAAUUGGGGUUGCACAAAUUCUGAACCGACUAGAUAGGAAGACGUUCAAUGAUGCAGAUCAGAGACUGUUUGAGGCAUUUGUGAUUUUCUGUGGACUGGGAAUAAACAAUACUAUGAUGUACAAUCAAGUUAAGAAGACAUGGGCCAAGCAGUCUGUAGCACUGGAUAUGUUGUCCUACCAUGCUACCUGUUCCAAGGUAGAAGUUGACAGACUCAAGGCAGCUAAGAUCCCCCUGAGCAACGAGUUAGGCAUUGAUGAGUUUUAUUUCAACGACUUCUCUUUGGACAAUGACGCCAUGAUUACAGCGUCACUCCGGAUGUUUCUGGAUCUUGGUGUUGUCCAAAAGUUUAAAAUUGACUACGAGGUUUUGUGCCGCUGGCUUUUGACUGUGAGGAAGAACUAUCGAACUGUGGCGUAUCACAACUGGAGACAUGCCUUCAAUGUGUCGCAGUGCAUGUUUGUUAUGAUCACAACAGCCAAAUUCCAGGAUGUCCUAUCAGAGGCUGAGAUACUGGCACUAAUGGUUGGCUGCCUGUGUCAUGACUUAGACCACCGAGGCACCAACAACGCAUUUCAAGCUAAGACCGGCUCUGCUCUGGCUUUGCUCUACGGGACGUCAGCAACCCUGGAGCAUCAUCACUUCAACCAUGCAGUCAUGAUCCUACAAAGUGAGGGUCACAAUAUCUUUGCAAACCUCUGCUCUAAAGAGUACAGCAACAUGAUGCAACUAUUGAAGCAGGCUAUUCUCUCCACAGACCUUACUUUGCACUUUGAGCGCAGAACCAAGUUCUUUGAGUGUGUUCUUUCUGGAGAAUUCAGCUGGACAGAUGAAGGACACAGAGAAGUUCUCAGGUCCAUGCUGAUGACAGGAUGCGAUCUGGGUGCGGUCACUCGCCCUUGGAAGAUAUCCAAACAGGUUGCAGAGCUGGUGACGAGUGAAUUCUUUGAACAAGGUGACAGAGAGAGGUCUGAGCUUAAGUUAACCCCAGCGGCCAUAUUUGACCGCAAUCGCAAAGAUGAACUACCUGCCUUACAGUUGGAGUGGAUAGAUGGCAUAUGUAAACCCCUUUACCAGGCAAUGCUGAAGCUCAACAGGAAGUUGCAGCCGAUGGUCGAUGGGAUAGAUGCCAAUCGAAAUAAAUGGCAGAAGCUCUGCUCAUCCUAUCAGGAGACACGCAGAUUCUCAGUGUCCAAUAAGAGUGGUGAAUCAGAUCAGAGUACUGAGUCCCAUGAAGACGCAGAAGAAAAUCAACAGCCAGAGACUCUAAAGCCAGUUGAAAACAACACUUCUGAGUCUAAGUCAAAGUGCUGUCAGAAUCCAAGGUGCAGUGUUAACAAAGAUUCAUGUGAUAAUUAAGCAGCGUCAGUUGGCAACAUGAGAUCUGCAGAAAAAAGUAAAUAAAGCUACACAUGUAUGGGUUUAUCCAUUAAGUUGCUCAUAUUGGACGCUUCCAAUGACCUGUGAUUUUCUAAACACAUGCAUUUCCACAAAGGAUUUUUUUCACUGUGUUAAACUCAGGAGCAUGGAUAAUACCAGUCUAACUAAAUUUCAAAGGUAACAAACAAGAAUCACUGUGAUUUCUUUCACAUAAAAACGCAAAUUGCCAUUAUGAAUGUAGACCGGAGCAUGAUCUUGUUCCUGAAUGUUAUUACUGUCUUACCUCAUUUGCAAAUCUUUGACUGCAUGGCAUUAUUUUUUUUAUAUUUGUUGGUUUACCAAGCCUUUGGCCGUCAACUUCUGUGAACAGCAUAUGUGUAUCAUGUAAGCCUUGUAUCUCUAGGUAAGGAAUUAGGCAGAAAAGGGUGAAAGACCAAAUGUUAGCGUAUUGAUUUUGUAAGGAAGGUUAAUGAUAAAAUCCUAAGUCCUCAGGCCAACCCACCCUAGCCAAUAUAGUUAAGAGAAUACUACAGACAAGACUUGCGGGACUGUCUGCUACUUCAGCACCACAGACAGCGUCAUGAACCUAUCAAUACACAGCACGGUUAGGCUACUAAUAUUUCCGAGCCAUUCUCGGGCCAUAGAUUCUUACAUUCACAAACCUUAUUCAGAUAAAGGAUCAAUGAGACUGACAUAUUCAACUAAACAACCCCUCUAUCCUUGCACUUUCUACUACUAGGGGCUGAAGAGGGGAAUGGAAUUGUAACUAGGGACAUGCAUUUUGGUCAUUUUUCUAAGUAAGGGGAUCUCCUCCCCAUUAAAAUUGCCUGAUGCCUGUAUGUCUAUAAUGCCUGAUCUACAUUAUGUUUACAAGGGCCCACAUGUAACUGUAACUGAUAGGCAAAUAAGUACAAUGUGUUACAGUAAACCCUCAGGAUGCUAGUGAUGACUCCACAUCUACAUUAACCUUUAACUGAGCCAAGUUUGGCUAGUUUUAUUGUUCUACAGUAUACAUAUGUAUUGCAAACAACAGCAUGAAAACCAUCUAUGAGUUUGUCUGACUCUGGAUAAGAAGGAACGAUUUCUCCAAAAACUUAACAAUGCCUUUAGAAGACUUCAGUAUUGUACAUUACUUAUAAAGGAAACGUUUUAAGGUUCUUACAAAGUAGAAUAUGUAUGUUUUCACUUGUUUCUAUUGUUUGAGAUUCAUCACCGUGUUUUGUAGUUCUGGGCAGCAUGCUGAUUAUGUUGAAACUGCAUGUAUCAUGUUUGAUGUUAAAACUGGACAUUAUCUUGAUGCCUCUGACUGCCCUAUGAGAUUUGCUUUGCAUGAAAUUACUGUAAAGGAAAUACUAAGUGUUGAUAUGUAAGCACAUUUUUUGCUGCACUAAUUGUUGUUGAGAACAGAUAAAAGUUCUAUUUUCAAUCCCAAACUCCACCAAAAUAAUACAUUAAUUAUAUAUUUCAUACAUCUAUAUUUAUGCAAGAUGUAGAAUUGGUAUAUGCUCCUGGUAUUUAUAAACUGUUGACCAAAACGGAAUUAUUAGAGAAGACAAGAAGAGAAGAAAGUGCUACAUUUAUGAUAAAGGAGUAAAUCAACCUUCAGCUGGUUUUGUGAAUAAAUAAAUACAUUUGUGAUUUAUAUAUUAUGGCUAUUGUUCACAAUUACUGGAAUUGCAAACAGUGAAUUAUAGGAACGUUUACUGACAAAACUGUGAGACUAAACUACUAUAAAAGGGAGGCAAUAACAACAGACGUAUGAUUGUGAACUAGACUAGAACACAAAAUGGUGUGAAUACAAUGUACCUGUCACAAAGUGAUUGACAAAACAAACACAAUGUAAAUAUGAAAAUAACACAUUUAGGCUACAAAAUACAAAGUGCAUUUACAUGUUGUAAGCAGAGGGCCAAGGCCAAGGGUGCAUUCAGCCGGUGCUGGCAACCUGAAACAGCAAAAAGUGCAGGGAUAGAGGAGUUGGUAAAAAA
Molecule: messenger RNA, 4787 nt
Organism: Etheostoma cragini (Arkansas darter)
Lineage: Eukaryota; Metazoa; Chordata; Actinopteri; Perciformes; Percidae
Gene: pde11al
Product: phosphodiesterase 11a, like
Exons: 20
Coding region: 1-2781 (926 amino acids)
Biological process (GO): signal transduction
Molecular function (GO): protein binding; 3',5'-cyclic-nucleotide phosphodiesterase activity
Source: RefSeq, a predicted model, not a curated record